Suillus plorans is the source of this 309-nucleotide messenger RNA. RefSeq lists its product as uncharacterized. NCBI's taxonomy places the organism in Eukaryota, Fungi, Basidiomycota, Agaricomycetes, Boletales, Suillaceae. The transcript is spliced from 2 exons. The record is from RefSeq and is a predicted model, not a curated record. The coding region runs from base 1 to 309 and encodes 102 amino acids.
AUGUCUUGCGCACUUGGAUCCAAUGGCCAACUCAAAGACGCUAGCGCCAUCGAUUGGUACAAUGAUCCCGACGAUGACACCCCCAUGCUUGCUCCACCUCCGCCUCCUGCAUCCAAUGGCAAGCUGACUGCCUUCGUGUCUCGCUCAGGCCGAGCCGUUAAACCGACAGAAAAAAUCCGCAAUGCUGGCAACACAGCUCCAGCCAAAGCUGCCAAACGAGUGCCUCCAGUGCCUCCCCAAGGACAGCCCGCACCCAAGCGAGUGCAACGAACCUGCCAAUGCUCAACAAUCGUUUUCGGCGACUCGUGA